Lactuca virosa is the source of this 2506-nucleotide messenger RNA. NCBI's taxonomy places the organism in Eukaryota, Viridiplantae, Streptophyta, Magnoliopsida, Asterales, Asteraceae. The record is from the annotation of a GenBank genome assembly.
UGGUGUUGUUCCAUAAAUACCCCUUGCUCUCUAUCCGGCGCAAGUUCCAACAAUAUCAAUGACGAAAAACACUCUCAAGUGAAGCCCAACGACACAAAAACACUCUCCAUCUUCUCCUCUGAUCGACGCUGGAUACAACAGUGUAGAAGAACAUGGGAAGAUCGACCACAUCUUGCUUCAAGAUCAUAUCUUGUGGUGGGGGUAGCAAUGAAUCUGUUGAUAGAGAUGAUAUUGAUGCUUCUUCCGAGAACAAAGAUAAACGAGGAUGGAGUUUCAGAAAAAGAUCAGCCAGACAUCGAGUCCUGAGCAACACUGUCAUCACUGAAACACCAUUAGAGAACAAACCAAGCUCAGAACCUGUUCCACUCACUUCUGAACCACAACUCAAUUCCUCCAUAUCAGAAAAAACUUGUGACAGCAUAUGGACAGAAGAGUCACCUCAAUUAUCAAAUCCAAUUACAAAAGAUGCUGUUACAAUGUCAACAAUGGCAACUGAUACUUGUGAAGAUGACAUUAAAUCUGAACCUGUUGUUGAUGAAUCAGCCAUCCUUAUCAUACAGUCUGCUGUUAGAAGAUUCUUGGCUCAAAGAGAACUUGUGAGGUAUAAAAAUGUUGUGAAGUUACAAGCUGCUGUGAGAGGGCAUUUAGUCAGGAAUCAUGCUGUGGGAACUUUAAGAUGUGUUCAAGCCAUUGUCAAGAUGCAAGCUCUUGUUCGUGCUCGACGUGCUGACGUGGCAUCUGAAAUAAAUUCGGAUCCGAAAUAUAUUUCCAUUGAGAAGCUACUAAGUAACAGUCUUGCUCGACAGCUACUGGAAUCUGCACCAAAGAAGAAACAAAUCAACAUCAAAUGUGUCCCUUCAAAAUCUGAUUCCGCUUGGAAUUGGUUGGAGAGAUGGAUGUCUGUGUCUUCACCAGAAACAGUGGAAUCACGCACUCCGGAACAGAAUCAAGAUCAAGAUCAAGAAAAGGUUAUUAACAACACCGAGAAUCAAGUGGAAACGGUGAUUCCUGAUUGUGAAUCAACGGAAUUGGAAUCCAAUGUUGGAGAAGAAACAGUGGUUUCUGAUGAAAAAGUCAACUUGGUCAAGGUCAAUACUGAAGAAAAGUCAAAUGAAGAAGAAAUCCCUCAACCUGAAUCCAUGGAUUUGAUUGUUGAAGAAUCUGUAUCAGAAAUCGAACCCAAACGUGUAACAAAAAGACUUGCAAGUGAUGAAGCAGAUUCAGAAGGAAGAAAAUCAGUUUUUGGAUCAAGAAAACCAAUCAAUCCAUCUUUCAUUGCUGCUCAGUCAAGGUUUGAAGAGUUGACUUCCAAGAACAACAUCCCAUCAAAACCAUCUGAUUCAUCUAAACAAGAAAAUGACGAUUUUACCCCUGAACACAUCAUCCCAUCAAAACCCAUCAAUGCUUCUUCUAAUCAAGACAAUGAUGUUGGUACCCCUGAAGACGACCCCAUCAACAAUUCUUCUAACCACGAAAAUGACGAUUUUACCCCUGAAGACAUCAUUCCUUCAAAACCCAUCAACAAUGUAAUUUCCUCUGUUACCCCUGAAGAAUCUUUAGUUUCAGAAUGUGGGACAGAACUUUCCAUCACAUCUACACUCGAUUCACCCGAUCCAUCCGAAGUUGAAACCAAGAAACUUCCGGAAGAUUCCAAAGUUUCAAAUCAAGAAAUCGAUGAUACAAAUGAUGAUAAUAUUGAAGAACACAACAAUUUUGUUGACAAGAUUGAGAAACUUCCGGAAGAUUCUAAAGUCCCAGAAGACGCACCAUCUGAAGCCGACAUUGAAAUUAAUCUGGAACCCAAUUCCAAUUCCAAUUCCGUCCAUCAGAUUCCGGAGUCAUUAUCUCCAAGAAGCCACAUAACAGCUCCGGAAUCACAAGGGACACCAAACAGUCAACUCUCAACCAACACCAAGAAAAGUAGUACUAAAAACGUAUCAAGUCAAAAACGAAAGUCUUGGUCAACUAGCAAGAAGUCAACCGUUGACUCGGGUUCAAAAUUGGAGACUUUACCGAAGGAAACGAAACCCGGGAAACGGAGGAAUUCGUUUGGGUCACCUAAACCUGACAAUUCCGAUCAUGAAGGGAAUGGGCUAUUACCGAGUUACAUGCAAGCAACGGAAUCAGCAAGAGCAAAAGCAAUUGCAAAUGGGUCCCCAAGGUCAAGCCCUGAUGUUCAAGAUAAAGAGAUUUAUUUAAAAAAGAGACACUCAUUACCUGGUAAUGGAAGACAAGCGUCACCUCGGAUUCAGAGAUCUGUUUCUCAGGCAUUGGAAUCCGCAAAGGGGAAUGGGAAUCAAGAGAAGAAAUGGCAGAGAUAAAGUAAAGUAGUGAUGGUGUGUGUGGUUUAUGUGGUUAUUUGUUAUUAAUUUUUAUUUGUGUUUUUUUUUUAAAAACAGUGGUUGUGCCAUUUUGUUAAAAAAAAAUUUAUAUUUGGUUUAAACGUGAUAUAUAUAUAUAAUAUUUCGAGCUAGAGUGCCUUGGUGUCGUGUAGUUUGUUUGAGGA